Molecule: messenger RNA, 903 nt
Organism: Sesamum indicum (sesame)
Lineage: Eukaryota; Viridiplantae; Streptophyta; Magnoliopsida; Lamiales; Pedaliaceae
Product: ribosomal protein L29 family protein
Biological process (GO): mitochondrial translation
Cellular component (GO): mitochondrial ribosome; mitochondrial large ribosomal subunit
Molecular function (GO): structural constituent of ribosome
Source: RefSeq, a predicted model, not a curated record
CUCUUUCUUUCCCACUCUUUUUUUUCUGUUCUUUCUUCCCAAUUUCCAAAUCUAAAUCCUAAAAGGCUAAAACCCUAGCCCUAAACCAACGAUUGCAAGCCCCAAUCCAUCUACUACGGCAACGAGGAAGCCGAUUGCUGUUGUGUUGGCCAAGCAAGAAGCUCGAACAGAAAGGUUUUAGCUUGGAUGUGAUGUUUUUGACAAGGAUUUUUGGGAGGACACUCUUUGCUGCGGCCAAAUCCGAGGCUGCAGCUGCAGCUGCUUCUUCUAUGACUCGGCGUAACCCACUGGAGGAGUUCUUUGAAGCUGAUAGAAACCCAGAGGAUGAGAAGCCUGUUGUCUAUGGUAGGAGUUGGAAGGCAUCUGAACUGCGACUCAAGUCUUGGGAUGACCUUCACAAGCUCUGGUAUGUUCUUCUUAAGGAAAAGAACAUGUUGAUGACUCAGCGCCAGAUGCUGCAUGCUCAAAACCUACGUUUCCCCAAUCCAGAGCGUGUUCCCAAGGUGCGGAAAUCAAUGUGUCGAAUCAAACACGUGCUAACUGAGAGAGCGAUGGAGGAACCAGACCCCCGGAGGUCUGCUGAGAUGAAAAGGAUGAUAAACGCCUUAUAAUUUUCUGGACUUCAGUCUUUACACCAGAGCUGGAUGACUAUUGUUGCCGUGCUUCUUUCCAUCUUUCCUCUUUUCUUUUCAUUAGGCUGCUCUUGUCACCUCGACCCCGUUUUGUGACACAAAGAGUGUAAUUGAUACCAGUUGAUCUAUGCUUUCGACAAAAGAACGUUUUCAACCUUCUUGAGGAGGUGAAUGGAAACAUGAAAACAGAUUUGAUCUGAAGGCACAUGACAGAGUUGUGAACUUUAUGAAGUUUACCAUUGGUUUACGAUGUUUAGUAUUCUUACACUUA